This is a messenger RNA of Zootermopsis nevadensis, 7112 nucleotides long. It is a transcript of the gene Pdzd8, whose product is annotated as PDZ domain containing 8. Gene Ontology annotation, molecular function: lipid binding; protein binding. Gene Ontology annotation, cellular component: mitochondria-associated endoplasmic reticulum membrane contact site. NCBI's taxonomy places the organism in Eukaryota, Metazoa, Arthropoda, Insecta, Blattodea, Termopsidae. The record is from RefSeq and is a predicted model, not a curated record. Gene Ontology annotation, biological process: mitochondrial calcium ion homeostasis.
AGUAGUUAGCAUUGCCAGAAGAUGGCGGUUGAGAAGAGUUUACGUAGCCGUAUUGGUUAAAUAUUGAAUUAUGAACUAUAUUUGCAAGACACUGAAAUACCUGCAAAUUGCGUCCUUAAUUCCUUACGUGCAUCGGGAGUGCAGUGUAAGGAUUGGAAUAUACUGUACCUGCAAAGUGACAAGAACACAAUGUUAGGUUGAUGUUGACAGCAGACAGUAUCAAGGGAACAAGAGAUAAUUCAUUAGAAUGAAAAGUAAAUUGUGCAGAGUGUAGCAGAAUUAUGGUAUUUGCUGCAGUAAUCGUAAUGAAAUUAUUCAGUAUCAUUUGCCUGGAGGGCCUGAGGAAAACUGAGAAUUACUUCAGUCAGGAUAGCUGGUCUGCAGGCUGAGAUUUCAGUAAAGGACUUCUUGAAUAUGAGACUGGGAUGCUUUCAACUUGACCUUGACAUUCUGUGUUACUGUAUUAUUUAAAUUAUAGGUUAUGUUUAGUCUGAUAUAUAGCUUGAAAAUGAUUAGGCAAUAACAGAACAGAAUGUACUUGUAUUUCAUAGAUCCUUCAUAGGCUUAAGCCAAGGAUACAGAAAAUUUCAAGUAUAACACAUGUUUCUAAUACAAAUAUAAAUUGCAUAGCUAUGGCAGUGAUUUACAGUUAACUACUGUGUUACCACAAAAAUAGUUACACAAUAAAGCAUCACCACAGUUUCUUACAUUUAUUUAUAAUAUUAGUGAAUUUCUGGUUGUGAUAAAUUCUUCUAUGGAGUAGAAACCAUGUUUAAAUUAUGAUCUUGAAUAUGCCAGAAACUCCUUUCAUAUUUACAAACAUCUAUGGAGGCUUAUGGAAGGAAGAAUGGAUUAGCCUUGUGGCUUUUGAUUUCAGUACCGCUACACUAGCUAGCUUGAUGCCAUGGAUCCACUGCUACUGUUUUCUGUGAUAGUGGUGUCCAUAGGAACUGGUGUUGUGGCAACUCUUGCAGUGCAGUGGUAUGUCUUCAACCGCUACAUCAAGUGCCUGCCAUAUGUUGGCCCCCCAAGAGUACCUAUGUCUGGACACUUUCGUCUUCCUCAGAGUUUGGUGGAUACUUUACAAAGCAGUGACAUUCCUAAAAGAGAGAGCUGCUUGGCCCUCAAUCUUUUAUUCCAGUUUCUGUUUAAAGAACUUAGAAAUGCUCAGAAGGUCCGGCGCUGGUUUAGGCACAAGUUGAGCCUAGAAUUUGAAGAAUUACUUACAAGAACUACUACUGGAAAGUUGUUUGAUAGCGUAUCUAUUCGAGAUUUAUGUCUAGGCACUCAGUUUCCAACUAUUAAGAGUGUUAGUAUUAAAGAUGCAGUGCUUCAUCCACAGUAUCAGCAUAUUGAAACAUUGGAGCUCUGCUUAGAUUUAGAGUACUCUGGUGGAUUUCAGCUGUCAAUUGAUGCCAAUUUGGUGUUGGGGAAGGCUGCAUAUCUUUCAGUCAAAGUGAAUCACUUGUCGGGGCAAGCCAGGCUGCAGUUUACACGACAUCCAUACACCCAUUGGUCCUUUAGUUUCUUUGGUGAUCCAGUUUUAGAACUAGAAGUUGAGUCUCAGUUUCAAGGUCGCCCACUUUCACAGAUCACAUCUAUUAUAGUCAGUCAGAUUCGUAAGUCACUGAAGAAGAAGCAUACCCUCCCAAACUACAAACUACGUUACAAACCAUUUUUCCCAAAAUCAGAGCCAGGAGAGGAGGUGGAGGAAGCAACUGCAUGCCCUCCUGGUAACUUGCAAGUGACUGUUAUCGAGGUCACCAGGCUCAUGGCAGAUCUUGUUGUGGGUGACAUCUAUUGCUCACUUGCAGCAGAUUCAACUGCAUGGGUUGAGAUGGUUCAAUCUGAAACAUCAAGCUUUAUAACCCUGGACCUUACAGUCGUUAAGAACCCGUUGCAGCAGCUCGGCAUAGUUUUUAAGCAGGAGUUUAUUGUGGAACGUUAUCAGGCAUGUGUUUUGGUGGAGUCUGUGCUGCCCCAGUCUCCUGCCAGUGCAGCAGAUGUGAGGCAAGGUGACAUUGUAGUCGCUGUGGAUGGGAAGCGUGUUACAUCCAUGGCACAAGCUGCACGUUUCAUUAAGGGGACUGGGGACAAGUUCACUAUGCGUGUGGAAAGACAGCUGAACUUCAGAAUUCAGCAUCCUGAAAGUACACAUAAGGAAGGUCAAAAGCAAGAUGAAGCAGAGCUUUGUCACAUCUCAAACACAGAUGGACGGUUGUCCCUUCCUGGCUCUCCUGUACUUGGCCAUUCUGGACUUCGUCAUCGUAGAGGCUCUGGAGACAAAACAGAGAGUGACAGUAGCAGCUCAAGUCCUGCUUCUAUGCCAGGUUCUCCAGCCAAAAGACCUAGUUUAUUCUGUCGAUCUAGUCCAGAACACAAGCCACCUACACUAUCCAGUAAUAAGAUGAAGGAUUCCAGAUCUUCAAUUGAUAGAGAUGAUGGAGAUGUGGCAACUUCCAACGAUUAUUUGCAAAUCAGCAAGACCAAGGAGGUGCCACACGACCAGAUAGUGUUGUUUGAUGAAUCACUGAAUUUCCAAAUCCAUGAGAACCACCGAUACUUGAACGUGAGUGUGUGGAGUAAGUCUGAAAAUGGCACCAAGCUUGUGGGUCGAGGGGAUCGGGAUGUGUUGCUUGGUCACAUCAGCAUACCUUUAUCAUCCAUUGUUUCUGAAUGCAGUUCAACAAAACUUGGGCACCACAUCAAAAGCUACUUUCUUUUGCCUCCAGAGCCCCACAUGGCCAUAAGCCAUAACCACAAACUAUCAGGGCAUUCAGGGUUUGAACCUUGUCUGUGCUAUGGGGACAUUUUACUAUCAUUUUUGUAUACGGGCCAGACUGUUGUGCCCCCAUCCAGACCAACAAUGAGUCCAGUUAAGCCUGUACCUUCCUCACCCCAGUUGUUGCUUCCAAGACCAGAACAGAGUCAGGAGAUGGACAAGAAGCAACACGACUUCAUAAGGACACAUUUCCACAGGACAACACAAUGCGAGUUUUGUGGCAAGAAGAUCUGGUUGAAAGAUGCUGUGCAGUGUCGGGAUUGUGCCAUGACAUGCCAUAAGAAGUGUGUAGCAAAGUGUCAAGUGGGCACAGCAUGCACUCCUCAUGGAAGCCAACGACGGGCCUCAGCCCUGCCAGAGGAUGUGGGUCAGUCACGAGGCCUGGAACUGUUAGUACCACCCGCUCAGGCAAGACGUGCAUCAGCUCAGCCAGAGAUAAUCACAACAGCAGCAGAUGAUGGAGACCGCACUCCUCAGGGCCAACUCCGUGGGAUCGGUAGUUUGCUGGCAUCAGUGGCAAGUGCAGCUCAGGCUCGCAGUCUGAAGCGGGUUGGUUCAGCAAACAAUCUGGCCCCACCCACCAUGGCUAACUCUAGUCACCUGUCUCGUAGCCUCCCUCCCUCCCCGCAGCAUUCGCCAUCAGGCAGUCGUAAGGCAUCCCUUGUUGGAAACCCAUUCCAAUUCACACACUUGUUGCUAGACAAUGAUGCUGGAGAUGAUGUUUCAGCAGCACUGGACCAUCUGUUGCAACAUCCCAAUGAUGAUGACCUCAUGUCUAUAGCUAAAUCAACUGGUAAAGAACUGUACUCUAACCUGUCACCCCCACAACGCAAAGACAGCAUAAACAAGAUGAUCAGCAAGUUGAAAGCGUCUAUAGACACAGAGACACAGCUGCGUAUGGAACUGGUCCAGAAGGAACAGGAAACCAAAGACCCAUCAGAGCACACAAGAAUAGCAUUUCUUAUUGGCAAAUCAGAUGAGAAAGUCCAGGCUUUGGCUGUGCUCAUGCUUCACUUCUGUGCAGGCUUGCAGCACGCUCAGGAUCAGGAGGAAGCGUCAAAGAAGGAAAUUGACUCAAGAUCAGGAGAUGAUAUGUCAAUGGAAUCAAGUCAGUGAUCUGUCAGCAGAAGAACAAGGACAGGUGUUGACAACCUUCAUUCAUUCUUAUGGAAUGGUACUGUGAGUAGUAGGUUUAUAGGCUAUAGUAGUAUUUCUCAGCCAAUGGUUCACAGACUGGCAGUGAUCUUUGGCUCAAUCUGUGCAUUUCUCUGAACUGUUAUUGGUGUAUACAAUUGUUAUUACUUUUCUUUACAGCUGUUGAUUUUAUUUCCUUUUGGUACUAAAUAUUUUGUCAUCAUGCAUAAUUUUUAAUUAGAACUAAUUAUGAGGUCUUUGGUUUUAAUACCACAUGAAGGCAGUAAUUUCUCUAUUAUAAAUAAAUUUGUUUACAUGUGUUUGUAAAAUUUGUGUUUGCAGGCUGUUAUUUGUAUUUUAAAGUAUGACAUUGAAUACUAGUCCUUGGAAAAUCCACUGCUGUUUUAUCAAUCUUAAUCAGAAAAGAUUUGGAACCACUGGGCUAAGAUGUAGUCCUGUACCAUUCUUAUUGCCAGGUCUAGUGCUGCAGUCUGGUUUGUAUAAUUACAAGAGACCUCUAUGCUUUAGUUAAGCAGCAGAAAGUAUUUAAAGUCAAUGGCUGCAUCAUCUCUCAGUAUAUAUGUGAAUUACAUGCAAUAGAAAACCAGCCUGUAGGCAUUGUCCAGAUUACACUGUGGCAGGCUUGGCAGAAAAUGCCUAUACUAGCUUCAUUGAUUCAUGUGUUCAUUUACUGGCUGAUGGUUUAUAGUCUCGGAACCAAAAAUAGUUUGAUUUUUAGUCAUCUUUCAAACUUUAUCUCACCACCAUCUAUGAACAAACAGCACAUUGCACACUAAGUAAUAACUGGAAAUAUUUUUCAGUGAGAAUUUUUUUUGUGUUUGUGUGUAGAGAUAGCUGGUUACAUACUAGUCACAGUACGUAUUUCCUUAAGCUUUCUAGGUGUUUAAAAAGUAGGCUUUAUGUCAGAAAUUUAAUUUUUUUGAUAUUAUUUAAAUAAAAUUAUUUUAUAUUGAUGCGUUAUCAUCAUAUACACUUCUGACCCACCAAAGUAUUCACCAGAGUUGUUGCUGAAAUGUGAAACACGAGACCCAGUUUAUGUAUACUGCAAUAAUCUUCUCAGUGUUAUUACAUUCACCACAGUUACUUAUGGGGGAAUAAAAAACAGAGGAAGACAGAAUUACCCUGAUGAUGGAGGCAGUAAGCACUUCUGAAAUGUUGGUAAACUUCUACCAGACUGCAGGGAGCAGUAUCCCAGAAGACAGCCGUCUUUAAGAUGCAAAUGUGUUAUUAAAUAUUGGCUGAAAGUAUUAUUUGCUCAUUGUGUUAUAUUUUAAGCAACUUUAUUUGUAUGUCUGUAUACAUUGACCCUUUACUCCUUCUGUGGUUUUUUCUCUCUAUCAGUUAAUAUAACAAAUUAAUUUCAUAAUGGAAAGUUGGUGCACCUUAUAUCAGAACAAGGAUUGAAAUAUCAGAACUAUCAAAUGGGUAAAUCAUCAGUGAACAUACUUUAUUGUGUAUACAUUUAUUACGGGUUAAAGUUAUUAAUUAUUUUCUUGUUAUUUAUUAUGUUUUAUGUGUUUAUGUUUUUAAUUAUUGGUCUAUUUUUCUGUUUAUUAUUUAUUUGUUAUUUAUUUCUUAUUCAUACAAUUUAUGACACUGUAAUGGGACAAACUCCAAAGUAUUCUUUUUCUGUCUUGCUUGCUGGUUAGUACUCUUAAUCUUUUACAGUUAAUUUGAAUGAGUUAAGAGAAGUAGGUGAUUUCAUACCUUCAAAGCAAUUCUUAAGAUUUUCAGACAUCUAGAGAGGAAAGCAAAUAUCAUAAAUACAUGUUGUGAAAGGUCACGUCUAUCUUGGGUCUUGUAUCACUUGUGCUCUUGGUAAACAGAUUUUGAUGAAUUUUUAUAUUGGGGAAAUCUGAUUUAAAGUAUAGAUACGAAGUCAUUCUUUUAAUUUUCCUCAGUGGCCUAAAUAAACUUUGCUGUUUAUGCUGUUGCAAACUUGCCAUAAAGAAAUAAAUUUCUAUAUUACCUUUUUAUAUAGUGAAUGUUUCUAAGAGAUGUGUUGGUAUGUGCUGUUUGUUAAGGUGGAUUUUUGCACAAAUUUGAUUCCUAAAAUGUACAGUAACAUGACAUUAUGACAUUGGGCCUGUAGUGGUAUCUGAACCCACACAACACCAAAACAGUCAUUGCCUUGCUUGAAGUAUACUUGUGUUUCAAAUCUGGAGACAUCCUAUGAAAAGAGAAGAAGAAAAGUUAACAAAUAUAAAAGGCCUAAAGUGAACUUAUCAGACAAUUGAAAAGUUGGACCACUUGUUGAUCCAUUGUGGCCUCAGUUGUCAAGUAGUCUCAAUUUCAUUGUUUCAGAAUGUCUGUACUUUGUCAUCAAUUUUAAUAUAUUUCUCUUUGAAUUAUAUGAACACGAUGAAUAUAAUAGUUUUUGUAGUCUAAUUCAGUCUUUAGUUUGUCCAGAACAUCUUAAUUUCUUUUGUAGUUUUUGAAUGCGUAUUUUACAAAAACUCAUAUAUUUAAUUUUAUCAGCCAUGAUUCUGAAUUUAUUUAUGCCUUUUUUUGUCCAUGUUGCUGUUGUGUACAAGUGGAGAAAGAAAGGUAUCAUGUUCGUAUUCUUGUUUUCUUCUAAAGCAUUUAACAAGAAAUAAUCAUCCAGAAGUGAAAUUCAUUUUGAAAAUGUGAAAGUGAAUAUGCUCCUAUUUCCUAUGUGUUACUGCAGAAAGUAAGUAAUGAUAGCAGAAAGAGUGAAAUGUGUAAUUUUAAAUUUUGGGCUUCUACUUUGUAGAUACAAAGACAAAUUUACAGGCCAGUGUUUAUCAGGAUAAAAAAAAACAGCAUAAGGGAUCAAUAAUCAUAUGAAUUUAUAGAAUUGUAUUCUGAUUGGUUCUUGAGUGAGAAAAUUACAUAGCGUGGAUGUUAUGCUUUUUAAUCUUCACCUAGUAUUAACAGGAUAAUAAACUCAAGAGCAUUUGAAUCGAACUGAACAUGUAACGUGCAGGACGUACAACUUCAUAUGAAAUUUAUGAAGUCUGAGAUAUGUUUGGGUGAAUCUAAAGAUUUUAAUCUGCUAUGUUUUUUCACCAAGGAAAUGGCCAAUUCCAUCACAUGGUACAAUUGACAACACUGGAUUUAUAAUUGAUAAAGACAUUGGAUUUUGUCUGAAUUAGAACAUUGAAACAUGUUCCAUGAGGUAAUGCCAGAAAUAAAUAAAUCCACUUAUUAGAUA